AGAUUAACACAUUCAAUGCCACCACGAUUUUCUAAUACUUCCCAGCGAUGCCGCCCUAUAAAAAACGCAAACAUGCUAGGUGUGCUCGCGGCACUGCAGGAUGGAAUUACGUAGCACGCUAGGCGUGUUCACCGGCACUGUUAAGAGGUAAAAUCAAAGAAAGCGUUAUUUCGGCUUCAACCGUGUUUAUUGAUCAGUCUUUCUCGAGUUACUGAAGAGAUAUUUUGUUUUUAGCAGUGUUUGUGCUUUUGAAAGUUAAAUUAUGGCAGUUAGUAGAUUCCAAGGGAAAACAAAAUAUGUGCAAGAAACAGUGGAAUAUGAUGAUGAUGCGACGCAAGCAGAUAGCCCACCCUCACAAAAACGCCCAAAAGUAGGAGAAUACAUCGCGAACGCAUCAAGCUCACCGAACUCAUCGCAAGAUAUAUUUACAGAACUACAAAAAAAUAAUUGGCAAGCAACUGAAGUAAAUGGUAUUCCUACUAGGGACUUUAUUUAUAAACGAUCGCCAAACGUAUCUAAUAUUAGCAGUGCCCCGCGGUUUUACCCACGUCUUACGGGAACCAUUUACUUUUUAGGGAUAAAAAGUAGCCUAUAGCCUUCCUCAAUAAAUGUGCUAUCAAACACCGAAAGAUUUUUUCAAAUGGGCCCAGUUAUUCCUGAGAUUAGCGCGUUCAACCAAACAAACAAACUCUUCAGCUUUAUAACAUUGGAAUAGAUCCUGGGCAGGGUUUUGUCUUCUUCCGAUGAAUGAAAAGAUAUUGGUGAAAGAGAGAGAAGGAAACAGAUCCGAGUUACACAACAGCUGAUAAGCGUUUAUAAUUAGGUACCUAAAGGGGUACAUUAUAGGUAAAUAUUUUAUGCAAUUUAUUUUAUCUUUUUUGUUCAACCUAAGUGCCAAGGAAUAAAAUAAAUGAUAACUUAUAAAAAAUAUUCUAUAUUUUAUUAUUGGCAUUAUAAAUGUAGUAAAUUGACCUAAUAAUAUAAAAGAUUGAGAACUGCUGGAGAUGAACACGCCUGGUAUGUUCGCGGCAUUACAUAAUAGAUUAUUUUUGAUGAACCUUAAAAAAAUAUCAGAUCCUGGAACCACUUCAGAAUACUUUAGCUUACGGCAGAAAGUUUAUGCUCAGAGUCUUUCGGACAAUAAUAUUGUCUAAUCUUUGAGAUAUAGAUGAAAAACGGUGAGCACGCCCGGCGUGCUGGCGGCAUGCAGAUAAGAAUUAGUGUGGACACGCUAGGCGUGUCAAUGGCACUGAAUGUGUUAAU
Messenger RNA from Leptidea sinapis, 1263 nucleotides. RefSeq lists its product as uncharacterized. The transcript has 3 exons. Bases 263 to 595 code for a protein of 110 amino acids. The record is from RefSeq and is a predicted model, not a curated record. NCBI's taxonomy places the organism in Eukaryota, Metazoa, Arthropoda, Insecta, Lepidoptera, Pieridae.